Molecule: messenger RNA, 2447 nt
Organism: Nasonia vitripennis (jewel wasp)
Lineage: Eukaryota; Metazoa; Arthropoda; Insecta; Hymenoptera; Pteromalidae
Product: mRNA-capping enzyme-like
Exons: 3
Coding region: 487-2253 (588 amino acids)
Biological process (GO): protein dephosphorylation; 7-methylguanosine mRNA capping
Molecular function (GO): mRNA 5'-triphosphate monophosphatase activity; mRNA guanylyltransferase activity; ATP binding
Source: RefSeq, a predicted model, not a curated record
AAAAACGGAGCAGCAAUGGCUGACGCCAGUGAACGAUGAAGAUAUUGAAGAUUCUAUUCAGUUACCAGCUGUGCAUCCUCUCAGUUCUUUACCGAGUUUAGGGCUGAUAGUCUUCAACUGAAAUCAAGAAGUUUUCACAUGUACUUAAUUACACUUAAAACAAGUUUUACCCCGCAAUUAACGAGGUACGCAUUUGACGUUUGCGAGAGGUUGGAAUUUCAUUUCAAGGAUAUGCGCGGGCGUUUCGAUUUCCUUUGUAGAAGUGUUUGUUUUUUAACUUGAAAAGUAAUUCAAAUUGUAAAGGGAUUUAUAUAGUUGUGGUUUCAACUCUGAUUGAAUUCGUGGGGAAUUCAAAUGCGCGUUUUCGGUAUUCUAUUGGCUGUAGUUUUGCUAACUUUGGACCUUCACCACCAGUUACAUUGCUAAAACAAGAAGAAUUUCUUCAAUGAAUCAGUAUUACUAGCUUGAAAAAACUAUGCAACAAAGAUGUCAAAUUGGAACAGAGGAGAUGGUAAAGGUCCAAUACCACCACGCUGGUUGCACUGUCCCAGAAAGUCUACGAAACUCAUACACAAGUUUUUGGCUUUCAAGACACCCCUAUCCUCCGACUUUGACAGUCAGGUGCCAGAAGGAUGUCGCUUUUCUGUAGAAAUGCUAGUUGCUUCCUUGAAGAGUAAGAGACUCAAAAUGGGUCUUUGGAUUGACUUGACAAAUACCAAUAGGUUCUACGAUAAGAAUGAAAUAGAGAGAAAUGGUAUGCGCUACCUCAAACUUCCGUGUAGAGGUCAUGAUGAAACUCCAUCAAUAGAUCAAACAAAGUCGUUUGUUCACAUUUGUAAAAAUUUCAUAGCCCAGCAUCCGCUGGAAAUUAUUGGUGUUCACUGUACGCAUGGUUUUAACAGAACAGGGUUUCUCAUAGUUAGUUAUUUGGUAGAGACAGAUGAAUACAGUCUGGAUGCAUCUUUAGCACGCUUUACAGAUGCUAGACCACCAGGAAUUUAUAAAGGUGAUUACAUUGAAGAAUUGUACAGAAGGUAUGAUGAUCCAGAGGAUACCCCUGAACCUCCCCCACGACCUGCAUGGUGCUUAGAGUAUGACGAUUCCAAUGUGGAAGAUCAAGAUGAAGACACAAGUGUGGAGUCGGAUGUUCAAGAGCCUCCACAGAAGAAACGCAAGAGAGAGCAGUUUAAGAAGAAUCCAGUUUUCAUGGCUGGUGUGCCUGGAGUUAAGACUAUUACGGACAUUCAAAUAGCGUCGGGCAUUCAACGACGCAUCCAAGAUAUUUGCCAUUGGAAAAGUAGCGGUUUCCCUGGAGCGCAACCUGUUUCUAUGGAUGUUGAAAAUAUUCGACUUUUGCACGAGAAACCAUACAGAGUUUCUUGGAAAGCUGAUGGCACUAGGUACAUGAUGAUGAUACAAGGAGAUGGACAAGUUUAUUUCGCGGACCGAGAUAACAGCAUUUUCCAAGUAGAAAGACUGACUUUUCCUCACUUGAAGGAUAGCAAUAGGAGAUUAAGAGAUACACUUCUGGAUGGGGAAAUGGUGAUAGACAAGGUUAACGGCAAGGAAAUGCCUCGGUAUCUUGCCUACGACGUGAUUAUGUUUGACGGCAAAGACGUCAGUAAAUUAUCGUUUUAUCCUGACCGUUACACGAUAAUCGACCGAGAAAUCAUAGCAGCCCGACGUCAUGCCAUGCAGCAAGGAAAAAUACUGCGUGACAAGGAACCUUUUUCAGUGAGAUUAAAAGAGUUUUGGGACAUAAGACAAACCAGCAGUCUGCUCAGUGAAAAAUUUGCUAAGCAACUCAGUCACGAGCCCGACGGCUUGAUUUUCCAACCGUCCAAAGAGCCCUACAAAGGCGGUCCGUGUCCGGAUAUUUUGAAAUGGAAACCCGCUAGUUUGAACUCUGUUGACUUUAGAUUGAAAAUUGUCGUGGAAAGUGGUGAAGGAAUCGUUCGGAAAUCGAUUGGUGAACUGUAUGUUGGCACUCUGGACAGACCAAUGGCAACAAUUAAAAUGACAAAGGCGCUUAGAGAACUGCAUAACAAAAUAAUUGAGUGUAAAUUUGAAAACAAUCAGUGGGUCUUCAUGAGGGAAAGAACUGACAAGUCUUUUCCGAAUUCGUACAACACUGCCAUGGCGGUGUGCCAAUCUAUCAGUAAUCCUGUGACUAAAGAAAAACUUUUGGACUUUAUACACAAGCACAGGUUUUCUCUGGACGAGGAACUAAUGCCACCUCCAAGAAUAAGGUGACAGAAUCAUGUAAAUUUAAAUUUAUUAUUUACGACAUAAGUAUGUUAUGCAUAAGAUGAACAAAUAAAGAAAUUUAUACAGAACGCCGGAUAUCCUUGCUGUUGUGAUCUAAUGUUUGUACAUACACUAUUUUUGCAAGUAAGGAUAUGGAUAUUGUAAAUCAACAUUAAAAAAUAUUUCUAUGUAUGGUAAAA